This is a messenger RNA of Aegilops tauschii subsp. strangulata, 1543 nucleotides long. NCBI's taxonomy places the organism in Eukaryota, Viridiplantae, Streptophyta, Magnoliopsida, Poales, Poaceae. The record is from RefSeq and is a predicted model, not a curated record.
GAUGAACAGUCCAUUGAUGACUACUGCCGCCGCCUGAAGACGUUGGCGGACGAGCUCCGUGACAUUGGAGCCAAGGUGGACGACGACCUCCUCCUCAGCACGCUCACCGCCGGCCUCAACGAGGACUUCGGCAACGCCGCCUCUAACCUCACCUUGAUGCCGGAGCCCUCCUUCCCCAAGUUUGUGGCGUACUUGAGGCUGGAGGAGCGCCGGAUGAAGGGGGUCAAGAAGCGUGUGCAGCACCACGCCCUCGCUGCCGGCACCUCCCGCGGCGCCCCUCCACCGACCGCCCCACCCGCGCCGCGCCAGCAGCCGCCGCCACCAGCGCCUCCGGGGUACUUCCCCCUCCCGCCAGCGCCUCCCGCCCUUCCCGCUGCCCCCCAGCAGCCGGGUGGCGGGCGCCGCGGCAACCGCCGCGGGGGCGGCCGCAAGCAGCAACAGGCGCCAGGGGGGGGGGGGCGUCAGCAGCAGCAGGUGACUCCUCCAUGGACGUACGGCACCAACCCGUGGACCGGCGUCGUCCACGCCUACUCCAUGCCGGUCCCUCGGGCUCCGGCUCCGGGCAUCCUUGGGCCCCGCCCGGCGGGUCACCAGGCCCUCUUCGCCGCGCCGAACGCCGCUCCCUACAGCGGCUAUGGUACCGCGCCCCCGCUGGCGCCCGCCUACGGGUCCGCGCCCUCCUACGGCGCCGCUGCUGCUCCGGCCUUCGGGGCUGCUCCCGCGCCGGCCUACGGAGGGUUCUACCCUCCUCAGGCGGCGCCGCCGCCGUGGGACCCGGCCUUGCUCGCCGCACUGCACUCCGCCCCGUCACCGAGCUCCUAUGGUGGCGGUGGUGACUGGUACAUGGACUCGGGCGCCACUGCUCACAUGACUGCUCAUCCCGUCACUAAUCUUGUUUCCGUUCGUCGCCUUACUCAUGAGAAUCCUAUAACUAUUGAAUUUGACAAUAUCGGUUUUUCUGUGAAGGACGCCCGUACACGGAUGGUGCUCCACCGAUGUGAUAGCCCGGACGAGCUUUAUCCAGUGCAUCCCUCCGGCGCCACCACCCGUCGCCCCGCCGCCUUCGCCGCCAGUUUGUUGCAUAGUGAUGUUUGGACGUCCCCGGUUGCUAGCAACACGGGCUAUUUAUACUAUCUGGUGAUAUUGGAUGAUUUUACUCAUUAUGUGUGGACCUUCCCUCUCCGUCGCAAGUCCGACGCUCUUGCCACACUCACCGCCUUUUAUUCAUAUGUCACCACACAGUUCGGUCGUCCUAUUCUCGCCUUGCAAACUGACAACGGCAAGGAGUUUGACAACGUCGCCGUCCGCAAUUUACUUGCGUCCCACGGCACCAUCUUUCGCCUCACCUGCCCCUACACGUCUCAGCAGAAUGGUCGCGCCGAGCGCGUCCUUCUCACGCUUAACGACUGUGUCCGCACGUUGCUCUUCCACUCCUACGUGCCUACUCGGUUCUGGCCGGACGCGCUCGCGACCGCCAACCUCCUCAUUAACAUUCGCCCUUAUCGUUCCCGCUGGAACUACACCCCUCACCAGCUCCUCUUCG